Molecule: messenger RNA, 2058 nt
Organism: Colletotrichum abscissum
Lineage: Eukaryota; Fungi; Ascomycota; Sordariomycetes; Glomerellales; Glomerellaceae
Product: sulfate permease
Exons: 4
Coding region: 1-2058 (685 amino acids)
Biological process (GO): transmembrane transport
Cellular component (GO): plasma membrane
Molecular function (GO): sulfate transmembrane transporter activity
Source: RefSeq, a predicted model, not a curated record
AUGGAGAAGAUCACCCGAAAGGUCGAAAAGGUGAAGGACGAGUUCGCCACAGAUGCCAGUAUCGCACGAGCUCGUGACUUUGUCGUUCAGGGGGCACCAAAGCUUCCAUCAGCCGCGGGAGUCUACCUUCUGGACAAGGUCCCCAUCGUCCAGUGGCUUCCUCGAUACAAUCCGAAAUGGCUCAUCACCGACUUCAUUGCUGGUCUGACCGUGGGCGUCAUGCUCAUCCCGCAGUCUCUAGCUUACGCAAAGAUCGCAACUAUUCCUAUUGCCAACGGCCUGUACUCAAGUUGGCUUCCAGCUGCGUUUGCAGUUUUCAUGGGAACAUCAAAAGAUCUUUCAACCGGACCGACCUCCAUCUUAGGCCUCCUGACAGCUGAAAUCGUGCGCGAUCUCAGUGAGGAAGGAUUCGACAUCUCAGCCAUUGCCUCAUCCGUUGCCCUCAUGGUCGGAGUCUACUCACUCGUCAUCGGUCUCUUCGGCCUCGGAUUCCUCCUGGACUACGUCUCAUUCCCAGUCCUCACCGGAUUCAUCUCAGCCGCAGCCCUCGUCAUCGCCUUUGGCCAAGUCGGAUCCCUCGUCGGCCUGACAAACGUGCCAUCCGGUGUCUUCAAUGUUAUUGGCGAUGUCCUUCGUCGUCUGCCAAAAUGGGACGGCGCAACGUGCGGAAUCGGUUUCGGAACCCUGCUCAUUCUCGUCAUUCUUGAGAAGGUGGGCAAGAAGUACGGCAAGAGACACUUUGCUAUCAAGCUCCUCGCCAAUUCCAGAGCCGUCAUUGUUUUGGUCGUCUUCACUCUCAUCAGCUACCUCGUCAACCGCAACCGCGAGAAGUCAGACUACGCCUGGAAGGUCAGCCAAGUCAGCACCCACGGUAUCACCCACCCCAUCGUACCCGCCUCGAACUUGGUCCAGAAGGUCGCUACCAGAGCCGUUGCUCCCCUCGUUGCCAGCACCCUUGAGCACUUGGCUGUCGGCAAGGCGUUUGGCAGGAAGAACAACUACCAGAUCGACCAGAGCCAGGAGUUCAACUACUUGGGUGUCGUCAACAUUGUCAACAGUUUCUUCAGCACCAUGCCUGUCGGUGGUGCCAUGUCUCGAACCGCUGUUGCCUCUGAGUGUGGUGUCAAGAGUCCUCUGACUGGUGCGGUCACCGCUGCCUUCAUUCUCUUGACGCUUUACGUCUUAUCUCCGGCCCUUUACUGGCUUCCCUCUGCAACUUUGUCGGCAAUCAUCAUUAUGGCAGUUGUCCAUCUCUUCGGUCCUUUGUCCUUGUUCUACAAGUUCUGGCGCAUCUCCUUCCCCGACUUUGUUGCCUCAAUGGUUUCUUUCUGGGUCACCAUCUUUGUCUCAGCCGAGAUUGGCAUUGGCGUUGCUGUCGCAUGGAGCAUCGUCUGGACUCUCCUCCGUUCCACCUUCGUCAAGCCCGAAAUCCACUCCAGCAGCGCAGAAACCGCCACUUCUAUCCCACAACCCAUCACCCGCAUCACCAGCGGCGGCGGUCGCCAAGUCACAGAUGAACGCAUGGAGAACGCGCGCAUCUCCAUCCCAGGCGAUGCCAUCGUCGUCGACUUCAACGACGCCAUCUUCUUCCCCAACGCCGAGCGCGCAAAGACAUCGACGCUCACGGCCAUCAAGCUGGUAUACCCGCGCGUUGAGAGCAGCCUUAGCCAAGACGACAGAGAAAGACACUGGAGCGUAGCAGCAGAGAAGCGCCUAGAGAGAUUGAGAGCGCAAAAGCAGAUUCGUCUCAAAGAGACGCCGCUUGCUGUUGUUGUAUGGGACUUCACCAUGGUGCCAUUUAUCGAUACAUCAGGCAUCAUGACGUUGAAGGAGCUUAAGGAUGAGAUUAAGUUGCAUUCUGGCAAGGGUGUGCAGAUUCGCAUGGUUGGCAUGUCAGACAAGGUUCGGAGCAGAUUCGUAAGGGCCAACUGGCAUUUGGUCGAUCUGGAGGAGUGGCGAGAGGAAGACGCGGACCUGGUGUACCCGACCAUGGAGACUGCAAUUUGGGAUCGUGAUGACGGCUCUGGAGCGGACAUUUCGAGUGAGAAGAAGGGCUGA